GCGGCUUUCACUGCACGUUGUGGUGAAAUAGUCCUCGCACCGAGUGAACUAAGAAGUCGAAAGUGGUUUAGUGCAUUACGUGCUUGGAUUUAUUAUAACCUUUCUUCAACUGUCGAUAAUUGUAAAUCAAAAUGACUCUUGUUCAACCGAGUCCUGAACUUCAAAUCCAUAUCCGACACGAACUCAACGAGGACGUUAACACACGAGAAUCAGAUUUAGAGCAUAUCAAAGAAUGGUUAAAGAAGCAACCGCACUUGCCAGAUACUUGGGAUGAGAACCGUUUAUUGACUUUUUUGCGCGGUUGCAAGUUUUCGUUAGAAAAAUGCAAAAGUAAAUUAGAUAUGUACUUCACGAUGAGGACCGCCUGCCCAGAAUUAUUUUCCAACAGGGACAUAACGAACCCAGAACUGAAGCUCAUACGUGAAUUGGGACACAUUCCUCCUCUACCAGGCUUAACUCCAAACGGUCGCCGAGUAGUAGUUCUUAGAUCCAAAAAGGUAGACGUUGAUACUUAUGAUAUAGCUGAUAUUAUGAAAGUUGUUCUUAUGAUCGGUGACGUAAGGCUAGCUGCCGAAGAAGUGGGCGUAGCUGGAGAUGUUUACAUAUUAGAUGCAACAGUAGCCACAGCCGCUCACUUUUCCAGAAUCAAUCCCGCAAUGAUACGUAAAUUUUUGGUUAUUGUUCAAGAAGCGUACCCAGUUAAGCUAAAGGAAGUCCAUGUGGUUAAUGUUUCACCAUUAGUAGAUAAAAUUAUAACUUGGGUAAAACCUUUCUUAAAAGAAAAGAUUAGAGAACGAAUUCACGUUCAUUCCAACUUCGAAUCUCUACAUAAAUUUAUACCAAAAGAUGUACUUCCCGAAGAGUUUGAUGGAACUGCUGGUCCACUACAAGUAUUCCAUGAUCAAUGGAUGGAAAAACUAAAGGAAUACACACCUUGGUUCAAGGAACAAGAAAACAUCAAAGCCGACGAAUCGAACGACCAGGUAAACCUACCAAUUACGACGAUCUCUUUGGAGUAGAUGGAAGCUUUAAGCAAUUAACUAUUGACUAACUCCAAUCGAUAUACAUUGCUGCAAAGUUUUAAUAAUUAUAGGAAAUGUUAUUGGUUAUUGUAAUUAUCUUUUUAUCUGGGUCAUUGGAUACGCUUAUUUAAAAUAUUAAAAUUUAAAAGAUGCAGGAAAGAGUUUUGUACGAAUAUUGAAAAAAAAAAACAAACUAAAUAGACUAUAGUUUAUGACAAAGAUAAUGUCAAACUAUGUUUAAUAACAAAUCGUCAAAAAACUAAAAUUCCAGCCAAAUAAUAAUAAUUAAAAAAUAGUUUUAGAAUCAAUAGACGUUUAAUGAAUAGAAUUUUCAUUUUUUUUAUAAUUAACCAACAAAUGAGACAAUACUAUUAUAAUAAGAAGAAAUAGUAGUAUUAUCUUGUGUGUUUACAAAUAUUAUUAAAUUAAAUCGAAAGUAUUGCUAAAAAACCCUUGAUAAAUAUCGACCUAGAAAAGUAUCGUGUGAAUUGUUCUUGGCUAUUAUUAUAUAUUUAAUAAUAAGCUGCAGAAAUUUUUGUCAAAUAUAAUUUAGUAGCAAUAAUAGGAGAUCGUAACGUUGGUUUCUGACCUAUUACUACACAAUAUUCACCAAAUGAAAAUGUUAUUUAUAUUCCUCAUAGAUUUCUAAUUGCCUGAUUUGGACUUGAUAUUAUCACGCUGAUACAGCUCUUAAAGGGCCUCGACCUUCUUAAGCUUACUGCUCCAUUGUACACUCUAUUGCUUGGUUUUCCAGUUGGCAGCACCGAUCUUCUCAGUAUUCUGUAUUACGUCGUCUACCCAUCUUAGCUUUGCUCUUCCCUAGCUUUUCUUCUUUCCAUUGGCUGCGCUGUCAAAAUCCUGUUUAUCAUGUUUGAUUCUGAGAGCCAAGCUGCAUGUGGUGCCCACCAUAGACGAUUUAGUUUGAUUAUAGUGGUUAAGUUUUUCCACCAAAAUUAAACUUCAGAAUAUUCUAUAGUUCAAAGUUAUAAGUAUGCAUCUAUAUAUGUCCAAAACAAGGACAAUCAGUGUUUUAUGCAGUCUUAUACGUGUUUUCUUUUUGAGACAGACGUCUCUUAACUAUGUACUUUGAUAGAUCAUAAUAUGCCAUAAUUACAAUUGCCUUUCACAAGAUUUGCCUUUCUAUUUCUCUGUUGUGUUUUUAUUGGGGUUCAUCGAUGUCCCUAAAUUUUUAACCGCUUUGAAGUUUUGAUCAUUGAAAAUAAGAUUCUGCUUUAAAAUGUUUUGCUCUCUAAAUUUGAUUUUAUUUUGAUUUAUAUGUAAUUGUAACCAAUUGGAUAGCAGUGGUGAGGAACAAAAAUAUAUACAAAUAUCUGUAGGAAGCCUAUAUUUAUUAAUUUACAAAUCAGUGCUGAUUAAUGAUGAUGAUGAUGAUAAAGAAAAUGGUAAAAUGGGGACCAACGGGUAAUAACAAGUAGAAUCAAGGAGAAAUAACUAUCAGAUAGACAAAUGAUCAAAAGAGGAUAACAGGCAACUUUAACUGCACAAGAUAGAGAAAAUUUAAAACAUUUAGAGAAGUCCUAUGUUUGUUAGUCAAGAAAAAUGUUUAUAAUGUUUUUGUAAUAAUGUUCAUUAUUAAACUGGCAGACACCAUAAUAAUAUCAACAAGACUAUACUUAUAUUUAACGUAGAAGUAAUUUUAUUGGCCCAAAUACAUAAAAAGAUUAGAAUUGUUGUCUUUGUUUCAGAUGAAAAAGCAUAAAACACAGGGCGUAUAGAGAUAGUUCACACUAAGCAUUAAAUGUGGACAUAGCAACAUUAAUAUCUAGUUAUAUAUUCUAGUUCAAGCAUAUAAAAGAAAUAGAAAGAUGAGCUUUAUAGCAAGCGCUGGAAUAAUUAAUAUGUAGAAACAGCUGUGUCACACAAAAUAUGUGCAGCAGUACAUAAAGGGGACGAAAUAUGAUCUUAAAACAGAAAUAUCGAUCGAAUCGAUCGAAAUAUAAAAAACGAUCAAUGCAAAAUUCCUUAAAAAAAUUUACACUUACAUUAACAAAAAUGAAUUUAUUGGUAAAUACAAUACAGCAUAUUUCAGAUACAUUGUCAAUAUGGGCUACUUCUUCUUCUUCUUCUUGUAGUUCCUUCUUCUAUCGGAGGUUGGCUAUCAUCACAGCUUCUUCUUCUUCUUCUUCUUUUGGCAUCAUAACCCUGGAUGGGUCUUUGCCUGCCUGGCUAUGUCCUUCCAUUCAGAUCUCUCUUGUGCCCUUCUUCUCCAUUGUCUUAUGUUCAUUGUUUCCAGUCGUCUUCCACGUCAUCCAACAAUCUCGUUCUGGGCCUUCCUUUUUUUCGCCUUCCUAUGGGCUUCCAUUGUAACAUUUUCUUUGUUGUUUUUGCAUCGUUUUGUCUCUGCGCAUGUCCCAGCCAUGACAGUCUUUGACUUUUCACAAAUCUUACAAUGUCAUAACCUUCAUUUAACUCAUUAACCUCGUCGUUUCUCCUAAUUCUCCAUGUGUCAUCUUCCUCUUGUACCGGGCCAUAUACUUUCCUCAGUAUUUUUCUCUCGAAUGUCCUGAGUUGGGCUUCAUCUUUUUUUGUCAUUACCCAAGUUUCACAUCCAUAGGUUACUACCGGUUACAUUUUGGAUUUUUUGUCUAAUAAUUUCGAUAUCAUCAGUCUCUUAUUGGCAUAGUAUGUACGAUUCCCGCUGGAAAUACAUGCAUUAAUUUCGCUACUUACGGAGUUCUGAUUGAUUUCUGUGCCGUUAUGUAAAGCUAUCCACUCGUUGAAUAGUAUAGUUGUCUAUUGUGAUAUUAUUUUCAUUGUCAGGUAUUCUUUUGACUGUCAUAUACUUCGUUUUUGUUUCGUUUAUUUUGAAACCUCUUUUUCUUGCUUCAGGAUCAAUUUGUUUGAACACUUCCAUUAGUCGUGGCUUAUUCCUACUAUAUCACAGCUAUCCGUACCUUAUUGGCGGCUGCUCUAAAAAGAUCUACUGAGAUGCAACUAUACCACUAUCUUAGGUUUCUCAGCCAGGAAAUGCUUCGUCUUCCUAUGGAUCUUUUACCUCUGAUUUUACUUUGCAUUAUGAGCCAUCUGUGAUAGUAGGACUGGAAUCUACAUCAUAUUUCUCAAUCGAAAAAGGUGUACGACAGGGUUGUGUUCUGUCACCCCUCCUUUUUAAUCUUUACUCUGAAUCGAUUUUCGAUAGAGCCUUAAGUAACACUGAAGAUGGAAUCAAAAUCAACGGACAGACUAUUAGUAGUCUUCGCUAUGCUGAUAAUACAAUCAUAAUAGCUGAUAGCCAAGAAGCGCUACAACGACUAAUAGAUAGAAUAAACACUGAAAGAGAACGACUGGGCUUGAAGAUUAAUAUAGACAAGACGAAGGUAAUGAAUGUUAGUAGAAUACGAAAUAUGCAAUUAAAUAUCCAAAGAGUAAACAACAAGAACAUCCAAAAGGUCCCCAAGUUCAGAUAUCUCGGUAGUUGGAUAACUGAAGAUCUAGAUCCAGAUAUAGAGAUACGUAGCAGGAUUGAGCCAACAAGAAUAGCAUUUACUAAUAUGAGAACCUUGCUAAGCAACAGCAGCCUUAACUUAACGUUUUGAUAUCGCUUUGUAAAAUGUUACAUUUACUCCAUACUGCUAGAUAGUUUAGAAACCUGGACCAUAAAGGCCAAUGUGAUGAACCGAUUGAAGGCCUUUGAAAUGUGUGUAUUUAGAAGACGACUUAAAAUUCCCUGGACAGAUCACACAACAAAUGUCGAAGUAUUAAAUCGAAUGGUCAGAGAACGAGAAUUGCUGAUAAUAAUAAAAAGAAGAAAAACUGCUUAACUGGGUCAUAUAUUUCAAAAUUCUAAGUACCAGUUCUUAAAGCUUAUUAUGGAAGGGAAGAUAGAAGGAAAGCGAGGCAUCGGAAGAAAGAAAUACUCAUGGCUUAAAAACAUAAGGGAUUGGACAAACCUCGACACUCAUGCACUUUUUAGAGCCACACAAGAUCGAACGAAUUAUGCCAGAAUUGUCGCCAACAUCCACUAAUUGAAUAGGGCACCAUAAUCACAUGAGCCUUAAUAUCUCAUAUUUUGCACCUUUGGUAAUGUAUCCUAAAUAUUCCAGCUUUCUUGUUUUGAUGUGCUUUAUGACCUUGCCUUGCAAUCAUAUUUAAUAUGAGCUACGCAAAAUGAAAAAAGGUAAAAUCAAUACUAGGAGGCAAGAUCUAUAUCUUGAGGUAAACGCAAAUACAGAUACUCAAACGAUCUCAAAUAAUUCAUCUAUCUAAUGCGAUUACGGCCUUAAGUUGGGCCUCAGCCUCUUAAGUAGCUUCUUUCUUGCUGUUGUUCUUUUCCAUAAACGUGGUUUUUGGUUUUCCAAUAGCUUUUUCCCUACAUUAUUUCAGAUAUUUUCUAAUCCUUACCCAAAUAUACCAAAACAGAGUAAAAUUUGUAGUGAUGGUGGCCAACAAAUAUGACUAAAAUAACUGUCUUUGUCAGCAAGCUAAUAAAAAAAGGAAUAAGAUUUCUUUAUUUUUUGUUUAACACAAUCUAAUGCACCCGAAUAUUUUUGUUGUCAAUAUCAGUAAUACUUUAAAGUACUAAUUGAUCGAUGUUGACAUAUUAUUUUAAUCUCCUUCUCCCUAACGUUUUUUUAAUUAUGUUAUUUAUUUACAAUGUAGCAAAUUUACGAUAUGAAAAAGAUGCAAAAACAGAUUUAUAAAUUUGAAUCUAAUUUGUAAAAUUCAAUGCAUAUAUCGAAAUCCUAAAGAAAUAUUGUUAAUAAACUGCUAUGAAACUUUUCUAGUCAUAUUUACAAUAUCCACAUAAUAUUUGAAAUAUUCAUUAUAAAACCCAAAGAAUAUGAAAUGCCUAGAUAACUUCUUAUAAUCUAAACAGAUAUUGUUAUAAAAUAAAAAAAUGUAUUGUAUAAUUAUAAUAUAAAGUAUUACACUAUUUUUGUAUUCAUCGGAUUAGUUUUUUUUGUAUAAAAUGAAAAUAAAGUAAUAUCUA
Diabrotica balteata is the source of this 5973-nucleotide messenger RNA. NCBI's taxonomy places the organism in Eukaryota, Metazoa, Arthropoda, Insecta, Coleoptera, Chrysomelidae. The record is from the annotation of a GenBank genome assembly.